AUAAAGUCCACGCAGACCGCGGAACCCAGAGUCUCCACAGAUCCGAGAUGGGGGCGAUGGCGCCGCGCACGCUGCUCCUGCUGCUGGCGGCCGCCCUGGCCCCGACCCAGACCCGCGCGGGCUCGCACUCGCUGCGGUAUUUCUACACCGCCGUGUCCCGGCCCGGCCUCGGGGAGCCCCGGUUCAUCUCUGUCGGCUACGUGGACGAGAAGCAGUUCGUGCGCUACGACAGCGACGCGGAGACUCCGAAAAAUGAGCCGCGGGCGCCGUGGAUCGAGAAGGAGGGGCCGGAGUAUUGGGAGAGGGAGACACAGAUCGCCAAGGACACCGAGCAGAUUUUCCGAGGGAACCUGAAGACCCUGCUCGGCUACUACAACCAGAGCGAGGGCGGCUCUCACACCAUCCAGCUGAUGUAUGGCUGUGAGUUGGGGUCGGACUGGCGCCUCCUCCGCGGGUAUGAACAGUUCGCCUACGACGGCCGCGAUUACAUCGCCCUGAACGACGACCUGACGACGUGGACGGCGGCGGACACAGCGGCGCUGAUCACCAAGCGCAAGUGGGAGCAGGCUGGUGCUGCAGAGAGUUGGAAGGCCUACCUGGAGGACGAGUGCGUGCAGUGGCUGCGCAGAUACCUGGAGAACGGGAAGGACGCGCUGCAGCGCACAGAUCCCCCAAAGGCACAUGUGACCCAUCAUCCUGGACCUAAAGGUGAUAUCACCCUGAGGUGCUGGGCCAUGGGCUUCUAUCCUGCCUUUAUCGACCUGACCUGGCAGAGAGAGGAGGAGGAACAGACUCAGGAUAUGGAGCUGGUGGAGACCAGACCUUCUGGGGAUGGAACCUUCCAGAAGUGGGCAUCACUGGUGGUGCCUUCUGGGGAGGAGCACAAAUACACAUGCCAUGUGCACCAUGAGGGGCUGCCUAAGCCCCUCACCCUGAGAUGGGAGCCUCCUAAGUCCACAGUCCCCAUCAUGGAAGUCAUUGCUGGUCUGGUUCUCCUUGGAGCUGUGACCAUCAUUGUAGCUGUGGUGGUUGUUGUAAGGAAGAGGAGGAGAAGCACAGGUGGAAAAGGAGGCAACUAUGCUCCAGCUCCAGGCAGGGACAGUUCCCAGAGCUCCGAUGUGUCUCUCCCAGACUGUAAAGCGUGAAGACAGCUGCCUGGUGUGGAUGGAGUGACAGACGAUGUGUUCAGGUCUCUCCUGUGACAUCCAGAGCCCCCAGUUCACUCUCAGUAAGAGUGUCUGUUGUUCCCUGUGAUCCUAUGGGCUCAACGUGAAGAACUGGGGAGCCCAGCCAGCAUAUCAGGACACUGUCCCUGCACUGCCCUGUUCCCUUCCACAGCCAACCCUUCUUGUCCUGCAGACAGGAGGGGACAUCUCCAUCCUGUCUCCCCCAUGCUACCUUAAAUUGCAGCCCCUGACUUCCCCACUGAAAAUAAGAAUCUGAAUGUGAACUUGAUUGAUUAUAUCUUUGAUCUGACAGUUUGAUUGGCAGCUAAAUUAAAGGAUUGAGCUAGAGUUUGUGGAGGAAAUAAAUGGCAGCGUGGAGAAUCUCCCAGAA
Microtus oregoni (creeping vole) is the source of this 1557-nucleotide messenger RNA. RefSeq names its product H-2 class I histocompatibility antigen, L-D alpha chain-like. Gene Ontology annotation, cellular component: external side of plasma membrane. The transcript has 8 exons. NCBI's taxonomy places the organism in Eukaryota, Metazoa, Chordata, Mammalia, Rodentia, Cricetidae. Gene Ontology annotation, biological process: antigen processing and presentation of endogenous peptide antigen via MHC class I via ER pathway, TAP-independent; antigen processing and presentation of endogenous peptide antigen via MHC class Ib; immune response. The record is from RefSeq and is a predicted model, not a curated record. Bases 48 to 1145 code for a protein of 365 amino acids. Gene Ontology annotation, molecular function: signaling receptor binding; peptide antigen binding.